CCAAAGGCCCCUCUGCCUCGCCCGCCCCCACCUUCACCAAAGUGCGCCCCUCCCCCAGCUAAAGGAAUGGUCUCCCAGCUCCAGCACUGCACUCCCUGACCCCAAGGCUCGAGGUGCGGCCUUACUGGAUAUACCCGGAGCAGAGGGAAGCGCAAUUAUCCCCUUGCCCUCCUGAUCCAUGCACAGGGAGACCCACGCCCCGCAGCGGCCCCCCAGGCCUCCCUGCAACACCCGGUAAUGCAAUCCACGGGGGCGGGGGAGGCGGCGGCAUCGGCAGCAAAGGCGGCGGCAGCAGCAGCAGCAACACUGCCCCAAUCUAGAGACAACCAGAAAGAGGAGGAAAAUGGCUCCGAGCAGGGACCGCCUGCUGCACUUUGGGUUCAAGGCGACAAUGUUCUCAAAUAGUGAUGAAGCUGUAAUCAAUAAAAAACUUCCCAAAGAACUCCUAUUACGGAUAUUUUCUUUUCUGGAUGUUGUUACCUUGUGUCGCUGUGCUCAGGUCUCCAGGGCCUGGAAUGUUCUGGCUCUGGAUGGCAGUAACUGGCAGCGAAUUGACCUGUUUGAUUUCCAGAGGGAUAUUGAGGGCCGGGUAGUGGAGAAUAUUUCUAAAAGAUGUGGGGGCUUUUUACGAAAGUUAAGUCUUCGUGGGUGUCUUGGCGUAGGAGACAAUGCAUUAAGGACCUUUGCACAAAACUGUAGGAACAUUGAAGUACUGAAUCUCAAUGGGUGUACAAAGACUACAGAUGCUACAUGUACUAGCCUUAGCAAGUUCUGUUCCAAACUCAGGCACCUUGACUUGGCUUCCUGUACAUCAAUAACAAACAUGUCUCUAAAAGCUCUGAGUGAGGGAUGUCCACUGUUGGAGCAACUGAACAUUUCGUGGUGUGACCAAGUAACCAAGGAUGGCAUCCAAGCACUAGUGAGAGGCUGUGGAGGGCUCAAGGCCUUGUUCUUAAAAGGCUGCACACAGCUAGAAGAUGAAGCACUGAAGUACAUAGGUGCACACUGUCCUGAACUGGUGACUUUAAACUUGCAGACUUGCUUACAAAUCACAGAUGAAGGUCUCAUUACUAUAUGCAGAGGGUGCCAUAAGUUACAGUCCCUCUGUGCCUCCGGCUGCUCCAACAUCACAGAUGCCAUCCUGAAUGCUCUAGGUCAGAACUGCCCGCGACUUAGAAUAUUAGAAGUGGCAAGGUGUUCUCAAUUAACAGAUGUAGGCUUUACCACUCUGGCCAGGAAUUGCCAUGAGCUUGAAAAGAUGGACCUGGAAGAGUGUGUUCAGAUAACAGAUAGCACAUUAAUCCAACUUUCUAUACACUGUCCUCGACUUCAAGUAUUGAGUCUGUCUCACUGUGAGCUGAUCACAGACGAUGGGAUUCGUCACCUGGGGAACGGGGCCUGCGCCCACGACCAGCUGGAGGUGAUUGAACUGGACAACUGCCCCCUCAUCACAGAUGCGUCCCUGGAGCACUUGAAGAGCUGUCACAGCCUUGAACGGAUAGAACUCUAUGACUGCCAGCAGAUCACACGGGCUGGGAUCAAGAGACUCAGGACCCAUUUACCCAAUAUUAAAGUCCACGCCUACUUCGCACCUGUCACUCCACCCCCAUCAGUAGGGGGCAGCAGACAGCGAUUCUGCAGAUGCUGCAUCAUCCUAUGACAAUGGAGGUGGUCAACCUUGGUGAACUGAGUAUUUAAUGACACUUCUAGAGUUACCGUGGAGUCUCCAGUGGAAGCGACCCCAGUGUUCUGGGCAAGGGUUACAAAGUGAGGGCAGUGUCUAGAUCCCCAGAGCCACACAUGCAUACACAUACCCACCCUCACUCCCACCCACUCUAGCUCUGUGACCAGGGGACUGAAGUUUGUGCUGGCUUUAUCAAGUGGAUUGGUAAAACUUAACCAUUCCUGUUGGACGUGCCCAGAAGAAAACCAUAGGCACGGUAGAGGGAAGGAGGUAUUCCAGCAAACCCAGUGUUACUGCUGCUGCAGUUUCUUUGUUUUCUUAGGGGGUUUCUUUGGUGAUUUUGGAAUAGCAGCUGCAGUCCUCCGGAGUCAAGGAAUGCAUAAAAAAAUAUAUAUGUUGUAGCCAGGGACCAGGAAGAAAAUUUCUUUGCAUCCUAUAAAUGGUAGCCAUCCACUGUGAGAUGACUACAGAGCUUCUGUGCUUCCUUAUUCCCAUGCCAACAUGCUGAGCAUGCUCACAAAGAAGGCUUGUCCAUUCCUCCUCUUGUGUUUUAGUGUUUGGCCCAGAAGUUUCCUAAAUGGUUGCAUUGAAAUCACUGUGGGCCAAAUGUGAUUACUUAUUCACGCAAAUUGUCACUCUCUGUAGUACACUUGUGCACCUGUCUUUCAUUCUCUGUUGCUCCCUCCUGCACUCUUGCUCAGUCUGUCACCUGUUGGUAGUCUGCUUACUCACACUCAAUUGUUACUCGUUUGCUGCUGUUGUGUUUACAGUUUGCAUUUUUGAUGAUUAGUUGGGGUUACCAAACAUUUUUAAAAGAGACAUUAUCAAUAAAUAUUUUUUUAAUCCUAAAAAUUUUGCCAUUAGGGGACCCUGCCUGAAUCUUUGCCAGUCUGAAGGGAAACUAUAACAAAAGCAAGAAAAGUUAUGAGAAGAAAUUGAGCUAAAACUAUUUUGAUGAAAACAAAUUGCCUUUUGGUUUCUGUUAUGUCUUGUGAUAUUUGAUAAUACGCAUGAUAUGCCCAGUAUUGCCCCCCCGCACAUUUUCCUUCCAUCAAACGCCACUAACUUAAUAAGGAGAGAGAAGUGCAUUGUUAGUAAAGGGUAGAAUGGCAGAUCCCAAAACUGAGUCUGAAAGCCCUUACCACUCAAGCUCAGACAUGUUGUGUGUUCACUGAAAUCUAUGUGUGAUCAGCGGCACCUCUGAUCUGUGUUUGUGAGGUUGUUUUGCAUUAGCACAAGUGCUGCUAGAGGAGCUGUGCAGUCUAGCUAGUUGGUUGUGGUCCCCCCUCCCCUUCAGCCUAUCAUGGAAACAAGAAUGACCUUAUAACAGCUAGUCAGCUGUAUGUUAGUGUUGAUAGCAUCAUAUCUAAUGUUGGAGCCUCAAAGGACCAGAACCUUUUUAGAACCUGUAAACCAUAUUUCUUGUGCUCCAGACUUCCCCGUGAAUGAAAUACAAGGGUAACCAGGUGAAGGCAUUGGGGCAGCAGAAAGACAACAUUGAGAGGAAGUAGGGGAUUCGGUGUCUCGGCCCAGCCUGGUCACCAGAGCUGAGGGCAGGGCAUUCAGUGCUCAUGACUCAAAGGAUUGAAGAAGCAGCUUCCCUCUCCCCCUAAACAGUUAUGGAGGAUGAGGGAAAUAAAAUGAGUUUCUAAAGUACAAGAAGUAGAUUUCUAAACCACAAGGUUAGAAACCUUGUGUGAUUUUUCAUAGGAUGACUUUUUUUUGAUCUUUUAGGAUGUUAUUGUGCAGUCCACCAUGAUCUUAGAUCGUCCUCUGCAUGAUCCAGGCUGUUAAAAGGCUUGUUUUAAUGCUGCAGGUGCUGGUUCUACCAGCAUAUGUAAGAAUAAAGUGUGAUUUAUUUCUCCACAAGCAAUCAGAUGAAAGGGUCCUAGAAAUCUGUACUUCCCACCAUUAUUUAGCAUGUUAAAUUUAUCUUAAAUUCUAUUUUAUUAUUAGGCCCUUUCAAAAGCUCCAGUUACUUGUAUUUUUUAUUCCCCUUGCCCCUUAUCCUCUUUGCCAAUUAACCAUAUAAGGAAUAUACUUUUUAAAAGUGAAAUUCACACUCCUGGCUAUAUCCUACAUGUAUGAACGUAGGCAGAUGCACACGGACUUCCAGAUAUGGUUAAUAAUAUUCAGAUGCCCACAUCACUCAUUCAAACAAAACUAAAGAGAAAUAUUUAGGAGCCAUCUGCUCUAAUGUUUAAGUUAUUUUUUAUAGUGCCUGAACAAAUUGACCGUAAAACCCUGAUUGAUUAGUGUGUGUAGAUUUGAAUUGCCCAAUAGUUGAGGCUAUUAAGGUGUUUCUUUACUUAAAAAUAUAUAUGUUUAAAAGUCCCUAUUCACUAGUACAUGAAUGUCUCAGAAAUGCUGUUCCUCUACCCAAAGAGUGUACCCACAUGCAAGUCCACGUGGACUUGCCCAGGCAAUGUCUGCCUCUGGGCCAAGAACAGAGUCAAGUGAGAAAAUAAAGGCCCUAGAGUACGCAGCACUGGCUUGUGUGUGGUCAGGCAGGAGCCUUGUUCCUUUCUCAAGAAAACCGCAGGCCCAUCAAGCUUGGAAGGAAAUAAAUUUUUAUGCCAAUCUGCAACCUAUGCCAGGUGAUGAAAUGUACGAGGACUUUGAGAACGCAGAACAUGGUAAGUUUUGGUCAGGUGAAAAGGGUCCUGAUAUCCGAACAUAAUGCUUCCUGUCUCAACAUCAGGGACGUUUUUGAAAAUGCAAUAAGGCUUCACAGGUGUAAAAACUCUGCUUAGGAAAAGCUUAGGUCUAUUUAUCUGGCUCCAGAGCCCCUCCACAAUACGCCUCCUGUAAUGAAAAAAUACGGUUAACAGAGAGAAGAGAUUUGGGAUAAGUGAGAAGAUACCCUCAAAGCUAUUGCCAAAAGCCUGCAGGUAGCCAGGAGGAAUUAUUGUCUUGUCUCUGGAGAAAGUUACUAAACAUCCAGAUCGUCUCUUUUCUAAGCAGCCUUUUCCCCUUAGAUUUUCCAGCAUCGUUUGUUUGCUACAUCAGUAUCUUUUAUAUCCUCUUCGUCAGACCCAUCAAAGUGAUUCCAGCUUUUUUUUUUUUUUUGCAUUGACUUCUCCCACUUCCUUCCUGCACCCAUCUAUGCCCUCUCCUUAAAGCCUCCAUCUCUCUCCCAAUGAUGCUGCUGAUUUAUUCUCAAAUGUCUCUAUGUAGCUUCCUCUUGGGGCCCUUGACCUGAUCUAGGCAAACUAUCCCAGACAGCCUUAAAUUGAGUAACUGUCCUGUGGCUCAGGCCAUUUUUCCCUGAGUGGUCAUUGACGUUUCCUUACUGAAUUUGAAGUCAAACUGUUAGAUAGGAGGAGUGAGGGGAUCUGGUGGCAUCCUUUUUUCCAAUAUUUGGAACAUGAAAGCACUUUGUGCUUUGUGUAAAAAAUGUUCGCUUCUCCCAUUCUCCUCUUUAGUGGAUGUAAAAAUAUGUGUUAAAUUGUUUUUUGUGAAUUUCCACAUCCAUUAAGUUGAUUUAGCAGAUAUGUAAGAAAUUUUACAUAUUCCUUAUAUCACACAUUAGGAGGGAAACCUGAUAAAUAUUUUCAUGAUGCUUUAUUUUGGGCUUUCCAAACUGUUUGCAGACUUUGAUACAGCUAUAACACUAUAGCAGUCAGGUUCUUUUAUUUCUUCUAAUUGCCUUGUAAAAUGCAUUGUUACUGGUUUGAUAGCCCACUAAUGCCAUCGAGGGCUAAACAAAGUACACGAUGGAAACUCUCUUGGUUUGAAGUUGUUAGGAAAUGUGAGAGUGUCCCUAGAAAGAAGAGGGUGGUUUUCUCCCUGCCUGUGGGCUGCAUAACCUUAGGUGGUGUUUGGAGAGGAGGAAUGCUUGCAAAUCAUGGUUGACCCUUGGCCAUUUAAUACUUACUGUACCAAAAGUCACAGACUGCUCAUGACAGUUGUCACCAGUGAGAGAGGAGGAGUUUAAAGGAAAUUGGUCUGUUCUGCCUUUUCCCUCCUUGUAUGCAUGAUUUAAGGUUAGAUUUCUGUCCCCAUUGUGCAUCCUGGAUGACAAACUCUUUCAGUGGUAUGCUUUGAGCUUCCGGAACAUUUUAUAAAAAGAUUGCCUUCUCUGUCUGCCCACAGUUGUAGGAUCUUUAACCACGUCAAGCCCAGGCAAUGUGAAUCAGCUGAGUCUUGUUUGAGACGAGGAGUAGGAUGUUUAGUUGGAGGUCUUGAGGCAGAACCCUCCCCCUUAUAAUGAUCUUGGUCCAGAGAACUCUAAAGCAGUAGGAGGGUGAGGGGAAAUAUGGAGUCUCAGCCUCUCCUCACCUUUAUUUCUAUCAUAAAUUUUAAGUGUAAGAUUGGAAGAUACAGAAAGCUUUUUAAGACCGUGUCAAUAGGGUAUAAUUAACCCAGGUAAUUUGGAAAUAAAAUUUGGCUGUAUUUGCUGUAUCCAGACGCCCUAACUUAUCAUCUUGUUCUCCAGCAAAGAACAUGCUGCUCUAACCUUGUCCUCUUACUUGGGACAAACUUUCCACCUGCCAGAAACUACCAUUUGAGGCAAGUGAGUUUUCUGCACGAAGGGCUUUUGCAGCUCCCGCUCCUCCCCCAAGGCAAGUCUACCUAUUUUGUCCAUUUUUAUUCUUAGGAACAUUAGUUCUGCGUCUCUGAAGCCUUUGAUCCUUAGGAAAGUCAGUAAGAACCUCUCAGCUGAGUCUGAGUGAAUCUUUGGAGCCCACGAAAGCUACACUUAAUUUUCAGCAGAGAAGAAUUUGUUGGACAAGCUCACAUGUGGAAUGUUAAGAGAAAUUCCAUAAUGCACUUCUUCCAUCUCUGCCUCGUGUGUUUUUUGAGUAAACCCUUCGUAGAAUUUGGUUCACAGGUGUUGAGUCUCAGGCUUCCUCAGCCAGGGUGGUUUGUUUUAGGAAAAAGAACCAUGAGCACCCAAAACUGUAUCAAUUGGCCCUUUCUAUUUUCUGUGUUUUUCAGUGUCUUGUUUUAAAGAAUUGAGGUGGGGAAAUGGUAGAUGAGAUUCAAAAUGAAGGAGAGAAUCAGUUCUGGAACUGGGGUACUUUGCUUCAGGUACAAGCAUCUGUGCUGAAUUCUGUAGAAACACCUGCCUCACGGGUGGGUCGAUUCACUUUCCUCUCCUUCUCAUGAACUCCAUGCCCUUUUUACUGGCAAGUAGGGCUUCUACUUUCCAGACACCUAACCAGAGUCAUGAGGUGGAGAUUGGCACAACCGAAAGAACCACCAUUGCUUCCCAGCUGCUGCUGGGCCUGGUUUUCACUGAGGCCAGAGCAGGUAGGCAGUAAAUGAGAAUCCCCACCCCAAGAAGAGAUGGGAGAAGAGAGGUGUCCAGACACAUACCUUUUCUCUUCUGCCAUACCCCAAGAACCCAGGGAAAUCUUUGAAGUGAUGUCUUUUUUUAUUAAAGUCCAAGAAGGAAAGUUGGCCCCACUAAGUUUCGCUUGUCAUUGCCUCUUACUACUUAUUAUUCAAAUCUAUACCACACUGCUGCUCACACAUGUAUGUGUUUCUUACCUUAGCCUAACCCUUCUCAGCCCCUCAAGUCAUUAUUCUCGUUUGUUUUUCUUUUUUUUAUGGCACUAGUGAAUGAGAACCUAAAGUCUUAGAAAAUUGUAACUUGAAAAGGAGUCUCUAACUGGCAUGGUUUGAUUAAUUACCUUUUACCCCCUGAAGACGUGAAUGAUUUUCUUUCCUAGUGCUAUAUAAUAGAUCUGUAAUAAGUGAAACCUUUGCUGCUACUUUCCUGGGUUUACAUUGGUUUUUUUCUUCCCUUAAGAAUAAUUUAUCCGUGCUUCUCUGAUGACUAAUUUCUCAUAAGUGCAGGAAGAGGUGAGCCUGAGAUUUCUUCUCUUCCCUCCUCACUCUAGCCAUAAAUUACACGUUAACCUGUAACGUGUACAAGCUCCGUGCGGGGGCACUCAUCAAAGCUCCAUGUGUCUUUUUCUCACUGUGCUGCCGCUCUCAGAGCUGGCCGCUGAGGAUCUGUCACUGCCCAGUCCGAAGGGGUACUGUACCGGGAGAAAGGCCUUCUUAAUUUUGCCUGUCUCCAUUCCUCUUGUGUGACUUAACCUUCACAUGCCUCCCACUCUGGCCGCCUCCUUUUUACUCCUGGGAGUUGUUUCCAAGUAACCUGCCUCGCAUUUCCCAACUGCUCUCCUCACCUUUGCCCACCUUCCAGUGCCCCUGAGGGCACAGACCUGAGAAAGUGGUCUGUGCAGAGCUCAAAGAACUGUGAGGACUACUCCUGCCUGUUAGACUCUGCCUGGGGACAGAGAUGGAUGGGUGAAGGGUGCUCUGAGAGAAAUUUUUAUCUUCAAACCAGGCUGUUUCAUCCCUGCACCACACACACCACUCCCCUUAGAGGGUAAAAUGCAGAGGAUGGUUGACUGGCAGAGUCUGACCCCACACACUGCCGUCUGGCCUAAGCCUUCCCCAGCUACUCGGCUCACCCUGCGGUGCUUCAGUGUGGGAGCUGCUGCUUGCUUGUUUCUCCACCAGGCCUGCCCCGGUGCUUAGCCAGUCCCUGGGGCCAACACAGUUCCCUAUAUGGUGACUUAACACCAGGUUCCAUUAGCUGUCCAGCUGACUGUGUUUCCACCCAACUCUUUUGGCGCUUGAGGAUGGGGGGGAGGGAGGGUUAUUUAAAAAUAAAUAAAAUCCAAGGUGGCAGUAGAGGAUUCCUUUUGCUUUAAAAUCUUUGGACUAAAAAAGAAAUGUUUUUUAUAUAUAAAUAUAUAAAGUAAAUUGUUAUGUAACUAUUAUUGUUUCCUGUAUGUUCUAAUUUUGUUUUAUGAUGUAAUUAAAGGAAAUAAGCUGUGAA
Messenger RNA from Equus caballus (horse), 8486 nucleotides. RefSeq names its product F-box and leucine rich repeat protein 20 (gene FBXL20). The record is from RefSeq and is a predicted model, not a curated record. NCBI's taxonomy places the organism in Eukaryota, Metazoa, Chordata, Mammalia, Perissodactyla, Equidae. Gene Ontology annotation, cellular component: cytoplasm. Gene Ontology annotation, molecular function: protein binding.